GCAGAUUGGUAGCCUUGAGUCAGGAACUUUGCAUUUUUAUCUAAAAUAACUAGAAAGGAGAGAAAGAAGAGGAGAAAUGAUGGAGAUUGGACGAUCGCGUAAAGACUUCGCUAUCGCGAAUUGUUUGAAUUUCGAAUUCAUAACGUAUAGAGAAUGGGAGAAUUAUUUAAACACGCCUUCGGAGCAACGAGAAACUGGAGAAACGUCCAAUGUGCACUCCAAAAAUGAUACUAUUCAAUAUGCGUCACGAAACAUGAAAGAUGUGAUAUUGUAUUUAAAACGAAAAGGGAUUCACGACAUCAUCGAUUCUCUGCUCGGCGAGCUUCUGGUACGUCGACCCUACGAUCCUUAUGAAUAUCUGGUCCAACUCCUAGAUAGACGUAUUUUGACUCGUGACGGCCUCGUUGAUUCUCCUCCUCCUUUCUGCUCCCGGGACAUAAUAAGACAAGCGAGACAAGCAAAUCAUUACUGGAAUUAACUAAUGGAGGGAAGAAAUCUUGAGCAAAAAACGAUGUUUAUAAAAAAUACGUCUCAAAAGCAUGCCAUAUAAAUAAAAUUUAUAAUGGAAUAAAAAUUUUCGUGGAUUGAAGUAUUUUCAUCAAAAGAUUACUUAGACGUA
This is a messenger RNA of Acromyrmex echinatior (Panamanian leafcutter ant), 619 nucleotides long. RefSeq lists its product as uncharacterized. NCBI's taxonomy places the organism in Eukaryota, Metazoa, Arthropoda, Insecta, Hymenoptera, Formicidae. The record is from RefSeq and is a predicted model, not a curated record.